Fundulus heteroclitus (mummichog) is the source of this 2591-nucleotide messenger RNA. Its product is annotated as phosphatidylinositol-binding clathrin assembly protein. The record is from RefSeq and is a predicted model, not a curated record. Lineage: Eukaryota; Metazoa; Chordata; Actinopteri; Cyprinodontiformes; Fundulidae. Gene Ontology annotation, molecular function: clathrin heavy chain binding; SNARE binding; phosphatidylinositol-4,5-bisphosphate binding. The coding region runs from base 478 to 2451 and encodes 657 amino acids. Gene Ontology annotation, biological process: synaptic vesicle budding from presynaptic endocytic zone membrane; clathrin-dependent endocytosis; clathrin coat assembly. Gene Ontology annotation, cellular component: synaptic vesicle; clathrin-coated pit; clathrin-coated vesicle. The transcript has 22 exons.
AAAAAAAAAAAAACUCGGACGCAGACUUGUCGCCUUUAAUUAAUUUUUUAAUUCUUUUUUUUCGGGUGACUUCAAACGGAGAAUUCAGGUUCCAGAGCAGCCUGUUAGCUAUGUGUAUUUGCGGCCAGAAAGCGAUUUCAAGCGUUUCCAGAUUCCACUGUGGGACUCUUUCCUGGUUCGAGUGCUGCCACGGAAACAUUAGCUAACACACACUAGCCCAGAACAGCGUCCUCCCGUUUUAUUUACUCAAUAAUAUCAACUAAAACACCCCCUUUUUUUUCUUCUUCCUACCCCCUCACCGAGGCAACUUAUCUCCAAAGGCAAAUCACCGUCAGAGCGAAUAGUUCUGCAGGAGCUCGCCUGGAGUCAAACUUUUGUCCCGUUUGGAGCUGAUCCGAUUGAUUUGGAUCGUUUAUUAUUAUUAUUAUUAUUUUUUUUUUUUGUCUGGUUGAGCUGAGGGAGAAACAGCAAGCAGCCAUGUCGGGCCAGUCCAUCACGGAUCGGAUCGCCGCGGCGCAGCACAGCAUGACCGGCUCUGCCAUCAGCAAGGCGGUGUGCAAAGCCACGACGCACGAAGUGAGCGGACCCAAGAAGAAGCACCUGGACUAUCUGAUCCACUGCACCAAUGAGAUGAACGUGAACAUUCCCCAGCUGGCAGACACUCUCUUCGAGCGAACAGCCAACUCAAGCUGGGUGGUGGUCUUCAAAGCCCUCAUUACCACCCACCAGCUCAUGAUGUACGGCAACGAGCGCUUCAUCCAGUACCUGGCCUCCAGGAACACUCUCUUCAACCUGAACAACUUCUUGGACAAGGGUGCUCUGCAAGGUUACGACAUGUCGACCUUCAUCAGACGAUACAGUCGCUACCUGAAUGAGAAGGCCAUGUCCUACAGACUGGUGGCUGUGGAUUUCACCAAGAUGAAGAGAGGGGUUGACGGCGUCAUGCGCACCAUGAACACGGAGAAGCUGAUCAAGACGCUGCCCAUCAUCCAGAACCAGCUGGACGCUCUGCUGGACUUCCAGGCCAAUCCCAACGAGCUGACCAACGGAGUGAUCAACUCGGCCUUCAUGCUUCUCUUCAAGGACUCCAUAAGACUCUUUGCUGCUUACAAUGAAGGAGUCAUCAACCUGUUGGAGAAGUACUUCGACAUGAAGAAGAACCAGUGUAAAGACGCCCUGGACAUCUACAAGAAAUUUCUUUACAGGAUGACAAAGCUGUCGGAGUUCCUGAAAGUGGCCGAGCAAGUUGGAAUAGAUCAGGGUGACAUCCCAGAUCUCUCACAGAAGACUAAAGGAUCAUACAUUGCCCCCAGCAGCCUCCUGGAGGCUCUGGAGCAGCACCUGGCCUCUCUGGAGGGCAAGAAGACAAAGGAGUUGAAUGCAGACGCAAGAGCGUCCACCCUGUCGAGUGCCGUCUCAUCUCUGUCCUCCACUGGCAUGUCCUUCAGCCGCAUGGACGAGAAGGAGAAGCAGCAGGCCCUGGAGGAGGAGCAGGCGCGGCUGCAGGCUCUCAAGGACCAGCGCCUGAAGGAGAUCAGCAUGCAGACCCCACCCUCUGCCUCCCCCAGCAGCCAGUCAGUCGGCAGCGCCAACAACAACAACCACAUCACACAGACCCCGGAGCUGUUCGGCUCCGCGCUGAACGCAAACAGCGUACCCAACCUGAAUAGCGACCUGUUUGAUCUCCAGCCGGCCUUCAUCCCCGCUGUGCAGAGCACUCCUUCCAUCUCCAACGCCAACAGUGCCUGGGGAGGACUGGAGAGCCAGCCACUGCAGCAGACCACCCCGGCCAUGACUGUAGAUUUCGAUGCCGUGUUUGGGAAUAAGUCCACACCCAGUAACAACGGCCCACAGCCUGCAGCCGGUUUCGACGCUCUCGGAGACCUGUUAAAGCCCACAGUCACCGCGCACACCGCACCACCUCCUCCUCCUCCUCAAAUGGCCAUCCAUCCCGGAGGAAAGCUGCUAGCCAAUGACCUCGACUCCUCUCUGGCCAACCUUGUGGGCAAUCUGCAGUUUGGUGGAACUGGAGCCAAAAAUUUGUCCUACAACAGGCCAGAGAUGCAGUGGAACCAGGCUGGGGAGAAGAAGCUAACCGGUGGCCAGAACUGGCAAAAUAAGACCAUGUCAACCACGCAGUGGGGCCCUGCGCCCAUGGCUCCACAGCCCAUGCCUGUGCCACAUGUGAAUGGAAUGUUCUAUACUAGUUAUGCUCCAGCGCCAAUGGCUUUCCCCAUGACCACACCACAAGUGCCUGUGUAUGGAAUGGUCCCUCCCCAGAUGGCUCAGAUGGGUGGGGUACCUGUGAUGGCUCCACAGCCAAUGAUGUACAACCAGCCUGUUCUCAGACCCACCAACCCUUUCGCGCCCAUGCCUGGAGCCCAGUAUGGAUGGUCCUCCAUUUCAACAGAAAACGAUGCAGUUUAUGUAAUCCAUUCAGGAGGAAGCUGAGUGCCAAAAGCGACAAACAGCAGAAGAAGUUCAGGAGAGGAUGAUCGAACGGAGGGAGGAAUGAAGAGACACACAGACAAGAUAACCGACAGACACCAAAACAGAGGACAAGGAGGAGACGAUGAGGGGUGGAGGAGUGG